This is a messenger RNA of Peronospora matthiolae, 528 nucleotides long. NCBI's taxonomy places the organism in Eukaryota, Oomycota, Peronosporomycetes, Peronosporales, Peronosporaceae. The record is from the annotation of a GenBank genome assembly.
AUGCUUAAGGUACAACCUCCUACUACGUUAAGCUCGUUCCAUGAACUUGAUGAUGCGAAUGCGCCAAUAGCGCUGCAUUCAACACCCGGUUCGGAUGAUGCAAUCAUCACCAACCCGCUUGAUGAGAAUCGACAGUUGACCGUUCAGCAAGAAGAAAAUGCUCGGCGCCGUGCACAAAUGGUCACGACCAUUAAGAUCCAGCGUGACUAUGUGUUCACUUCACUUAGUGUGGAGGAACUUCUACGUCAAACGACCGGCCAAACGCUGGCAACUUGGACCAUUGGUCCUGUAACUACUUUUCCUGAGGAAGUGGCAAAGGGACAGACACUUUGCGAGAGGUACCUGGAGUCAUAUCUGACAGCGCAAAGUCAGUACAAGGCACGCCUUGAUCAGCAAGCACGUAGUGCACCGGUUCCACCGAUUAAUAUUAUACCUUUUCUCUUGUAUGCAAGCAAAACGACUGAAGAAGAAGAGGAUGACUUUGUUCGCUGGGUGCACCGCAACGCCUCAGCAGUAUGUACGCUAUGA